AUGGAAUCCGCUGGUGGGAGGCUCCAAGAAGGUGUAUCAAACCUAGCUAAGAAUCUAGACUUGGUGGAUCCUGAGGCAACAAGUGGGGAAACACAAGUCCAUGAAGUUCAAGAAGGCACAUCUGCUGAAACUCAUCAAGAAAAAUAUAACAAAAUUAUGGGCAAGGAGAAACAAUCAGGCUCCAGCAGGAUAGAUUCAUCAGGCUCUCCAGAUCAAUCAGAAGAUCAUGUAGAUCAUGGUGAAGAUUCAGAAGAAUCAACUGAAGUUUUCAUUGGAAGGCCUGGAGAGCCAAUCACCAUCCCUUUGAAAAAGAAUACAAAGCUAUCUCAAGAGGUAAAAUCCCAUCAUAUCUUGUCAUUAUGGGACCAAGGGCUCUACAGGGAGAUAUUUGGAUAUUUAAUGAAAAGAUGGAAGAGCAGACAACAAGAAAACAAGACAUACUUGCGGAUGAAGAAAGAAUUAGCUGUGAGAUAUGUGUCUGAGCGUCUGGCAACUGCAGCUUUUAAGUUGGCACCCAAAACAGGGUAUUCGUCUAUUGGGGAACAUCUUGAGCACGAGCUGGAUGUUAGAAGAGCUCGGCUGGAACUAGCAAUGAUUCAUAUUGAGCGUCUCAAAUCUUCUCCAUCUUGGAUUGAGAGGCAUGCAAAAUAG
Puccinia graminis f. sp. tritici CRL 75-36-700-3 is the source of this 651-nucleotide messenger RNA. RefSeq lists its product as uncharacterized. Lineage: Eukaryota; Fungi; Basidiomycota; Pucciniomycetes; Pucciniales; Pucciniaceae. Bases 1 to 651 code for a protein of 216 amino acids. The transcript has 10 exons. The record is from RefSeq and is a predicted model, not a curated record.